Molecule: messenger RNA, 1187 nt
Organism: Danio aesculapii
Lineage: Eukaryota; Metazoa; Chordata; Actinopteri; Cypriniformes; Danionidae
Product: zinc finger protein 239-like
Exons: 1
Coding region: 1-999 (332 amino acids)
Biological process (GO): regulation of transcription by RNA polymerase II
Cellular component (GO): nucleus
Molecular function (GO): DNA-binding transcription factor activity, RNA polymerase II-specific; RNA polymerase II transcription regulatory region sequence-specific DNA binding
Source: RefSeq, a predicted model, not a curated record
AUGGAGGAGACACACCGUCACGUCAAAACGAGAGAAAAAACUCGCUCACUGAAAAGAAAAGACAAAAACUGUUUCACCUGCACUCAGUGUGGAAAGAGUCUAUCAAACAAAAAGAGUCUCCGACGUCACAUGAUGAUCCACACUGGAGAGAAACCAUUCACAUGUUCUCAGUGUGGGACCAGUUUCAGACACUCAUCAAACCUUAAUUAUCACAUGAUGAUCCACACUGGAGAGAAAACACACAAGUGUGAUCAGUGCAGCAAAACAUUUUUGAUGGCUUCAGGGCUGAGGAGCCACCUUCAGAUUCAUGGAAAGGAGAAGCCUUAUUCGUGCUCUGUGUGUGGAAAGGGUUUCAGACAUCAAGAUGGUUUAAGAAAUCAUCAGAAGAUCCACACCGGUGUGAAAGAGUACAUGUGCUUCGAGUGUGAGAAGACCUUUCGUACGGCUGAAAAAUUGAAAAUCCAUGAGAGAAUUCACACUGGAGAGAAACCUUACAUUUGUUCACUGUGCAAUAAGAGAUUCAGUCGGCUAGAACAGAUGAAAAUACAUGCGAGGAUUCACACUGGAGAGAAACCGUACAAGUGUUCACACUGUGACAAGAGGUUCGGUUAUUCAGGAAUCCUGAAAAAACACGAGAGGAUUCACACUGGCGAGAAACCGUACAAGUGUUCACACUGUGACAAGAGAUUCAGUGAUUCAGGACAUCUGAAAACACAUGAGAGGAUUCACACUGGAGAGAAACCGUACAAGUGUUCACACUGCGACAAGAGAUUCGGUUAUUCAGGAAUCUUGAUAAAACAUGAGAGGAUUCACACUGGAGAGAAACCGUACACGUGUUCACACUGCGACAAGAGAUUCAGACAGUUAGGAGGCCUGAAAACACAUGAGAGGAUUCACACUGGAGAGAAACCGUACAUUUGUUUACACUGCGACAAGCCAUUCAGACAGUUAGGACAGCUGAAAAAACAUGAGAGGAUUCACACCAGAGAGAAACCUUAAAAGCAAGGUGUAAUUUUUGCCAGGCAAAGCUCGAUCCAGCACUUCUGAAAUUUGGUCCUACGCCUCAUUAUUGUAAAUGAAUAAUUAAAUACAGUAUGUUGCGUGCUUUCUUUGUAAGAAGAAUUUAGUGUAAGAGGGCACGUCAUUUCACAGAAUGGCUUGAUUCAAACACUCGACUGAAGCUAAUA